Clarias gariepinus (North African catfish) is the source of this 2429-nucleotide messenger RNA. RefSeq names its product forkhead box D2 (gene foxd2). The coding region runs from base 241 to 1347 and encodes 368 amino acids. The transcript has a single exon. Lineage: Eukaryota; Metazoa; Chordata; Actinopteri; Siluriformes; Clariidae. Gene Ontology annotation, molecular function: DNA-binding transcription factor activity, RNA polymerase II-specific; RNA polymerase II cis-regulatory region sequence-specific DNA binding. The record is from RefSeq and is a predicted model, not a curated record. Gene Ontology annotation, biological process: regulation of transcription by RNA polymerase II; cell differentiation; anatomical structure morphogenesis.
UAAUAGACUGCAGAGCUUGUGCGGGGCGCACCGCGCUGCCUCCGUGCGUCAUCAUAAAAAUACAAAUUCUUUAAAAAAAAAAAAAGAAAAAUGAAGCCAGAAAGACGCGGCGGUCCGGUCCGGACUGAUUACUGACCUCAGCAGUGCGCGCUCAAGGAAGACUGCAUUCGAGACCUGGACGGGGAAGGAGUGAGAGGACUUAGAGGAGGAGGAAGAGGAGGACAGUACGAACCCCCCAGCAUGACUCUGGGGACGGACAUGUCGGAGAGUCCGGCGCUGUCCGACGACGUGGACAUCGACGUGGUCGGCGGCGACGGCGUGAGAGAUGGGAAAUAUCUGCGCCACCAGCGCAUUUUUCACCCAGACCACGACUCCGACGACCCCCUGUCUUCCCAUGAGGCCGGGGAGGGCACCGCCAGCGGGUCCGAGUGCCCCGAUGACGACCGCGUCGUGGCUCAUGGCGAAUCCGGAGCAGGGACUGACCCAUUAAUUGGCGACAAACCGGUGAAAAACGCGCUCGUAAAGCCGCCGUAUUCAUACAUCGCAUUGAUCACGAUGGCCAUCUUGCAGAGCCCGAAGAAACGCCUGACGCUGAGCGAGAUCUGCGAGUUCAUCAGCAACAGGUUCCCGUACUACCGCGAAAAGUUCCCAGCGUGGCAGAACUCCAUCCGGCACAACCUAUCGCUCAACGACUGCUUCGUCAAGAUCCCACGCGAACCAGGGAAUCCGGGAAAGGGCAACUACUGGACGCUGGACCCUGAGUCGGCCGACAUGUUUGAUAACGGCAGCUUUCUGCGCAGGCGGAAGCGCUUUAAGAGACACCAGAACAGCGACGUGGUUCUCCGCGACGCGGGUGGAUUCCUGCCGGGAUUCGGAUACGGCCCUUACGGCUGUUACGCCCCAGGUGCCGGUGGCGCUGGCGGCUACGGACUGGCCCUGCAGAACUUCCACGCGUACACCCACCACCACCAUCACCACCCAGCUGGGACGUUCCCUUUCCAGGGCGCGCCGUGUCCCCUUCCCGCCGUGCCCUCUUCCAUCUUCUCGUCGUCGCCGCACACCGUGCCGCCCACUCUGCUGGGAGCAGAUCUAAGAAAGCCCUUCUACCCGCAACUCGGCCCCGCACUUGCGCCUCACAAAACGGACACGAACGUGUCGCGUCGCCCGUCUUUCUCCAUAGACAACAUAAUCGGCGCGACCAGCUCGCCGCCAUCGGCGCCUUACAGCGCGCAGUUACCGGCGGGCCAGGCGCAGAUCCUGGCUAUGAUCAGCCCACCGUCCUCAAACCACUUGAACCUCUCUCCGGAAACCAUCGCACCCAGCUCGUGCGCGGACUUUCUCCGGUAAACCGAGGACGACAAUUUUUUUUUUGUUCUAGUCAUUUUCCAUGGCAAGCGAGCCUGAAUGCGCCGCGAUCCGUUUAUAAAAUUCGACAUUUUGCCAAGGUAGGAACUGACUUUUUGUGAGGCUAAAGUUCUCUCUUUUUUGUGGAAAUUUGGGAGUAACAAACAAAGAAACAAACAACUUAAUUAAUUACGUUAUAUUUAUGAACUGUAAAUAUGUACAAUUUUGAUAAACAUUAUGUGCAGGCAGAAAUGAACAUCUUAAAAAAAAAAGAAAGUUAGUCUGAGGAUAACCUUUGACCUUUGAUCUCCCGUCCAGCUAUUUGAAACAGGAAACUAUUCAGUUAAUUUGAUAUCAUUGUGAACUGUGGGUUGUCCUGUCGGCGCGCUUACAGAUUGUUAUUGCUAUUGUUAUGGUUUAUAUAUAUUUUUGUGAGUUUUGUGAAAAAAAGAAAGCACUGUUUAAUAGUAGAGAGACCGAAAAUAUCGACUCAGGUUUACGUUUUUUGUUUUUUUGAAAGCACAUUGCCAGAGACAGUGGGGUUUCUGCCCGGACAGCGGUAUAUCAGUGUCAAGUAUAACUGUUUUCAAUAGUUUUUUUUUAUGUGGCGUUGAUGUAACUCGCAUUACCUCUCCUCCUGUCUGACUGUGCAUACAUUUUUCUUUUUAUUACAUUAAAGAUAAUCUGUGAAGAGUUUGUCGCUAUGUUGUAAAGAAAAAAAGAGGCAAAUAAUAAUAAUAAAAAUAAACACACUCCAUGUUGAUAGGUCAUUUGGUUGUAAUGACAAGAAAAUAAAUGUUGGGAAUUUUAAAGCUGUUUUUCUUCGUUUCAUUUUUGUACCUCCCUAGAGACAGGAUUAAAUUAGCUGUAAAAAUUAUACGUAAAUGAAGAUGAAUUUAAAGUGCUCGCGCAUUUGACUGCUGCAACUUGAUUAUUUGACUGCAACUUUACAGAUGUGUGGUCUAAUAACUGAGUAUGUUUUUGUAAAUAAUUGAGUUCAAUUGAAGUUUUAAAGUAAUCUCCCUUUUAUGUGGGACCUCACACACUUUUAUAGUCUUCUUUUGCUUUUUAAAUCAAACAGAUCU